Molecule: messenger RNA, 947 nt
Organism: Fundulus heteroclitus (mummichog)
Lineage: Eukaryota; Metazoa; Chordata; Actinopteri; Cyprinodontiformes; Fundulidae
Gene: ncbp2
Product: nuclear cap binding protein subunit 2
Exons: 5
Coding region: 75-569 (164 amino acids)
Biological process (GO): mRNA cis splicing, via spliceosome
Cellular component (GO): nuclear cap binding complex
Molecular function (GO): RNA cap binding
Source: RefSeq, a predicted model, not a curated record
UGAGCCGGAAGUUCUUUGUAGCCUUUUCUGAGCUUUGAAAAAGCAACAGAGCGCGCUGUAGCGACUUCUACACAAUGUCUGUGAAGCUAAACGCUCUGAACAGCGACUCAUACAUUGAAAUCAGCCAGUACAGAGACCAGCAUUUUAAGGGGAAUCGCCAUGACCAGGAAAAGCUUCUGAAGCAGAGCAAUACUUUAUAUGUCGGGAACCUCUCCUUCUACACCACGGAGGAGCAGGUACACGAGUUGUUUGCAAAAUGCGGGGAUGUCAAGCGGAUCAUCAUUGGUCUGGAUAAGAUCAAGAAGACUGCAUGUGGCUUCUGCUUUGUAGAAUAUUACACGCGGGGAGAUGCGGAGAACGCCAUGCGCUUUGUUAACGGCACGAGGCUGGACGAUCGCAUCAUCAGGACGGACUGGGAUGCCGGCUUCAAGGAGGGCAGACAGUACGGCCGCGGUAAAUCUGGAGGACAGGUAAGGGACGAGUACCGGCAGGAUUACGACCCGGCCAGAGGCGGCUACGGGAAGCUGGCUCAGAUGCAUCGAAGUACAGAGAGACCCAAUUCUUUCUAGAUGGAGUCCCAGCGGCAGUCUGCUUCGGCUGCACAAAAGUCCCGGACAGAUUCGUUAUGAGAAAGACACGACGUCCGGUUACCGACGUAACCAGGUGGACCGUUUGAUCAGAACAUUGGCACGGCAAAGCUUUGUGCUUGGAGAAUAACUAAAGAAUGCCAACUUUAGCAAAAACACUUGUCUAAUAAAAACAAGUUCAAGGAAACGGGCAAGCAUCGAUUUUAAUUUGGUGAAUUUUUGUUGUUUUUAAGUUGGAAAGAUUCCAUUAACAGAUCUCGACAAGAGGAUCUUAUUAACUCCUGAGUUGAAUUGCUUUACUUAAAUGAAACCUUGUCAGAAACUGUACCAUUUCUUUUAAUAAAAGAUUUUUAUAAAUAA